Molecule: messenger RNA, 1482 nt
Organism: Lichtheimia ornata
Lineage: Eukaryota; Fungi; Mucoromycota; Mucoromycetes; Mucorales; Lichtheimiaceae
Exons: 4
Coding region: 1-1482 (493 amino acids)
Biological process (GO): triglyceride biosynthetic process
Cellular component (GO): plasma membrane
Molecular function (GO): diacylglycerol O-acyltransferase activity; long-chain-alcohol O-fatty-acyltransferase activity
Source: RefSeq, a predicted model, not a curated record
AUGGAUAAAACAAGCUUGAGUGGUUUGGAUAAUUUUUAUCUACAAGUUGAAAAAGCAUGGAAGCUAAAGACGCUUUCGAGUGUGUGGAUCUUUGAUGAACGGCUCGAUUCUGGAUUGGUGCACCAAACACUCGACUGGCUUUGCGAUACAUACCCACAAUAUGCUUCUGUACCAGCACAUGGUUCCAUGUUCCAUACAGCUUCAUGGACACGGCCUAUCGGAUGGCAACCCAAGAUGAAUGUUGAGCAUUAUCGUCUAAAGACACCUACGCGUGAAGCACUUGAGGAAUACAUUGCCGACAAGAUUGCACGCCCUUUUAUCUAUUCAAAGCCAUUAUGGGAACUACACGCCAUUUCAGGAUUGGAAGACGAACGUAUCGCAUUCUUGUGGAAAGCGCAUUGUUGUCUUGGUGAUGUACAACAUGUGCUUGACCAACUUCUUCAAAAUAACAGCAGCAGCAAACAACAACGACAAAGCAACAACAGCACCCUGCCAUUUUCAGGAUCAUCAUCUUCUUCUCCCUUGAUAUCCCUACCGAUCCCAAAUCAUUUAUGGGCAUUGUUUCCUUUCUGGUUACAAGGUGUCACCAUGAACAUUUGGCAUGUUUUGUGCUGGGUGUACCGCUUAUGGAUCACCGCGGUGCAUGACAUGUGGAUCCUUUUAUAUUGUUUGUUUACGCCGCGGUCCAUACAUCGUGAUUUCUAUUACAAGGGACAACAAACGGCAAGUAAACAAGUGGCAUGGUCAAGCAGCAUACGUUACAAGGAUAUAAGAACGGUCAAUUAUUUCCUGAGUGGAGAAAGGACAUCCUCAUCCGCCAUGGACAUCAUCAUCAUGGUGAUUUCACGAUGCAUCAAAGGGUAUCUGGAUGAUUUGAAUAUUCGACACGAUGAUUAUCUUCGAUUGUUUGUUCCUAUGGAUGUAACAACAUCGCAUCAUAAAAGCAAAUCACGCGUAUCGGGCACCAGUGGAUCAUGGGGUUGGUUUUCUAUCAAGGAUGACCUAUCAACCCAUCAGCAACUACAACAAAUCCGAUCUCAAAUGGAAGCCUUGCAGUCUUCGCCAUUAUCGUUUCAAAAUGUCCUUGUGCAUCUUUUAAAGUACCUCCCCGGUUUCUUAUUGCCUUUUCAAUCAACCCUUGAGCGUAUGUCUGAUAUUCCUCAUGGUAUCAUUGUGGAUUAUGUGGAUACAACAGCGGUGGAUGCAAAAGGUAAACCUUCAAGUCCACUCGAGUUUGGCGGCAAUGUUAUCAGUGAGCUGCGUAUGAUUCCUCCACAAUUAGGCAAAGGCAGUCUAGCGAUUGGCCUAAGUUGUUUCCAAGGCAAUGUCAGCAUUGCUGUACUCGCUGAUAAUAAUCCACGUUACCCACGACUCUCCCACAGCAUCUGUGAACGCUUUCCACAUGAAUUCCAACAACUUAUGCGUCAAGUUAGCAUGACAGCAAGUAGACCCACAUCCUCGUUUGGAUCUCACGAAGAGUAA